This is a messenger RNA of Triticum turgidum subsp. durum (durum wheat), 1449 nucleotides long. The record is from the annotation of a GenBank genome assembly. NCBI's taxonomy places the organism in Eukaryota, Viridiplantae, Streptophyta, Magnoliopsida, Poales, Poaceae.
AUGGCCGGCGAGAGCGACGACCGGGGCGCCGCGCGCGCGCCGCACGUCGCGCUGCUCUCGUCGCCGGGCAUGGGCCACGUGGUGCCGGUGGCGGAGCUGGCGCGGCGGCUGCACGCCGAGCACGGCUUCACCGCCACCGUCGUCACCUACGCCAGCUCCGACUCCGCGGCGCAGCGCGCGUUCCUGGCGUCCCUCCCGCCGGCCGUUGGCUCCGCCUCGCUCCCGGCCGUCCCGCUCGACGACCUCGUCGCCGCCGGCGCCGCCAUCGAGACGCUGCUCUCCGUCGAGGCCCAGCGCUCGGUGCCGGCUCUGGCCGCGCUCCUCGCGGGCCUCGGGAAGGACGGCAGCCUCGUCGCCUUCGUGGCGGACCUCUUCGGCGCCGACACGCUGCGGGCUGCGCGCGACGCCGGCGUGCCAGCGUACCUUUUCUUUCCCUCCAACCUGCUGAUGCUCUCCCUCAUGCUCCACCUCCCGCGCCUCGACGCCGAGCUGGACGGUGAGUUCCGUGACCAGCCGGAACCCGUCAGGCUACCUGGCUGCGUGGCCGUUCCCGGCGCCGACAUCCUGCAGCCGCUCCAGGACAGGACCAGCGACGCCUACUGCUGGAUGGUGCACCACGGCGAGAGGUACCGCGACGCGGACGGCAUACUUGUGAACACGUUCGACGCCAUCGAGCCCAACGCGUCGGCGAUCCUCCGGCAGCCCGAGCCGGGGCACCCGCCGGUGUACCCCGUUGGGCCGGUGAUACGGCAGCCUGACAACGGCGACGACGAUGCCACCGGUUGUAUUAGGUGGCUUGACACGCAGCCCGACAAGUCCGUGUUGUUCGUCUCGUUCGGCAGCGGAGGCGCGCUGUCUGCGGCGCAGAUGGACGAGCUGGCGCGCGGGCUGGAGCUCUCCGGACAACGGUUUUUGUGGGUCGUGAGGAGUCCCACUGACAGUGGGGCCGACCCCGGUGCCAACUACUACGACGGGUCGAAGAGCAAGGAUUAUCCACUCAAGUUCCUGCCAUCUGGGUUCCUGGAGAGGACCAAGGAGGUGGGCCUGGUGGUCCCAUCCUGGGCCCCACAAGUCAGGGUCCUCGGCCACCGGGCCACGGGAGCCAUGUUGACGCAUUGUGGAUGGAACUCGGUGCUAGAGAGCGUGAUGCAUGGUGUGCCGAUGAUCGCGUGGCCUCUAUACGCCGAGCAGAGGCAGAAUGCAGUGAUGUUACAUGAAGAAAUCAAGGUGGCGCUAAGACCAAAGGUUCGAGGAGCGGAUGGGAUGAUUCUUGGUGAAGACAUCACGAAGGUUGUGAAUGAUACGAUGAAUAGUGAAGAGGGGGAUGCAAUGCGUACAAAGGUGACAGAGCUCCAGAAGGCGACAAGGAGUGGACUGGCGGCAGGUGGCAUGUCGCACAAGACGCUUAACGAGAUGGUGACGAAGUGGAAGGAGCGUACAUUUGCAUGA